Molecule: messenger RNA, 1050 nt
Organism: Mesoplodon densirostris (Blainville's beaked whale)
Lineage: Eukaryota; Metazoa; Chordata; Mammalia; Artiodactyla; Ziphiidae
Gene: GPD1
Product: glycerol-3-phosphate dehydrogenase 1
Exons: 8
Coding region: 1-1050 (349 amino acids)
Biological process (GO): glycerol-3-phosphate catabolic process; carbohydrate metabolic process
Cellular component (GO): cytosol; glycerol-3-phosphate dehydrogenase (FAD) complex
Molecular function (GO): protein homodimerization activity; glycerol-3-phosphate dehydrogenase [NAD(P)+] activity; NAD binding
Source: RefSeq, a predicted model, not a curated record
AUGGCCGGCAAGAAAGUCUGCAUUGUAGGCUCUGGUAACUGGGGCUCAGCCAUCGCCAAGAUUGUGGGUAGCAAUGCAGCCCAGCUGGCACGCUUUGACCCACGGGUGAACAUGUGGGUGUUUGAGGAAGACGUCGGGGGCAGAAAACUGACAGAGGUCAUCAACACACAGCAUGAGAAUGUCAAAUACCUGCCAGGGCACAAGUUGCCCCCCAAUGUGGUGGCUAUCCCAGAUGUGGUCCAGGCUGCAGUGGAUGCUGACAUCCUGAUCUUCGUGGUACCCCAUCAGUUCAUCGGCAAGAUCUGUGAUCAGCUCAAGGGUCACCUGAAGGCAGACACCAUUGGGAUAUCUCUUAUUAAGGGGGUAGACGAGGGCCCCAACGGGCUGAAGCUCAUCUCUGAAGUGAUUGGGGAGCGCCUUGGCAUCCCCAUGAGCGUGCUGAUGGGCGCCAACAUUGCCAGCGAGGUGGCUGAUGAGAAGUUCUGUGAGACAACCAUUGGCUGCAAGGACCUGGCCCAGGGACAGCUUCUGAAAGAGCUGAUGCAGACACCCAAUUUCCGCAUCACGGUGGUGCAAGAGGUGGACACAGUAGAGAUCUGUGGGGCCUUAAAGAAUAUAGUGGCCGUGGGGGCUGGCUUCUGUGAUGGGCUGGGCUUUGGCGACAACACCAAGGCGGCCGUGAUCCGACUGGGGCUCAUGGAGAUGAUCGCCUUCACCAAGCUCUUCUGCAGUGGCCCUGUGUCCCCUGCCACCUUCUUGGAGAGCUGCGGUGUUGCUGAUCUCAUCACCACCUGCUAUGGAGGGCGGAACCGCAAGGUGGCCGAGGCCUUCGCCCGCACAGGAAAGUCCAUUGAGCAGCUGGAGAAAGAGAUGCUGAAUGGGCAGAAGCUGCAGGGGCCCCAGACAGCCCGGGAGCUACACAGCGUCCUCCAACACAAGGGCAUGCUGGACAAGUUCCCUCUGUUCAUGGCUGUGUACAAGAUAUGCUACGAGAACCAGCCAGUAGGUGAAUUCAUCCGCUGCCUGCAGAAUCAUCCAGAACAUAUGUGA